This is a messenger RNA of Acanthaster planci (crown-of-thorns starfish), 3181 nucleotides long. RefSeq names its product growth factor receptor-bound protein 14-like. The record is from RefSeq and is a predicted model, not a curated record. Gene Ontology annotation, biological process: signal transduction. Lineage: Eukaryota; Metazoa; Echinodermata; Asteroidea; Valvatida; Acanthasteridae.
UCAACUCCUCCAGGUUGCUCGGGGCAGACAAAUCAUACCAGUUUGGCAGAAAUUGAAUGAGGUCAGUCACCUCAUCAUGUUCAACCAAAGAAGGCAGGGGAAGGUUUCAAAGAUGAAACUUGAAGAUUUCCACAAGCACAGCACCACCAAACUGGAGGGGGAAUGCCUGUUGAGUGAUUUAGAACGCCAGCUGUGCAAGAUGUUCCGUGUUGUUGAAAUAGUCGGCAAGAGAGGCAGAACUGUUCCCGUGCUCCUAAGCAAUGAGGCGGUAGCAUGGUUGAAUGCCCUUGUUGCCAACAACUUCUUGUUCGCACGAUGUUGUUAUGGCGGGAGAGGCCACAGACAAGGGAGUGACUGUUUAAGGGCAUGUGCAGAUAAGGCUGGCCUUGACAAUGCAUCCAGCAUCCGGUCCACCAAACUCCGUAAACAUGUAGCAACUGCUUUGCAAAUUCUUGCAUUAAAGGAACAUCAGCUUGAAACUCUUGCCAAUUUCAUGUGCCACGAUCUGCGGGUACAUCGCGAAUACUACCAGUUGCCAGAUACUGUACAGCGGGUCACCAAACUGUCCAGACUUUUCCUGAGUUUGGAGAGGGGCAACCUGCCUUCCCAGCAGGGCAAAUCCAUGGACGAUCUGCAUGUAACUGGAGGCUUCACCAGUGAAGGGGACAGCAGUGACAGCAGUGAAGACUCCUGCGAUGAAUCCGGCAAAAACGGAGGACAGACUGAUGUAUGAGGUCACAUGACACUUUGAGAUGCUGAGACGUAAGCUCUAGCAACAGGAGAACCAGGUCAAGGUACUGCGGAGAAAAAGAAUAUCAGCCAAGGUUAUGCUACUGGAUAAACAGAAGAGUUAAGCCAGAUUUAAGUCAACAAAAGCCCUGACGAGUGCGACGUGGAGGCCAAAACCUACAGUGGGAAACGAACUAUAUACAUGUAGGUAGCAGACCAUAGCAACAGAAAACAGUAAUUCCUCCAGAACCACAUCAUUCUAAGCAGGACAACCAGGCAAUUAGAAGACAAGUGCAGGUCAUCAACCUGAAGGUCAAAUGUCACAUGUCACCAUGGAGAUGAGUCACAGAGGCAGUCAUCUGCACAAUGGUCUGUCAAGUUACUCUCAUCACCAUGGGGGAGUGAUGGGUCACAUGGGCCUGGGGUCAGCAGGUGAAAGGGUCAGCAGCAGUCACCAGCAUGUGGCAUGUUCACCUGCAGAUGAUGUCGACCUGGAUGCAUUGAUCAAUGAUAUGAACACUUUCCCUGCCUAUAAUGAAGAGCGCCCUCUGUUGGAAAGCAUGGAGAACUUGAGCCACCUUCAAGAUAGUAGCAGCUAUGAAUUCUGUUCCAAGAGUGCAAGCCAGAGUGCACUAAAUGUGGGUCGUACUAUUCCCAAGCCCAAGCUAGACUGGACUUGGAGGAGCAAGUCCACAUCAGGCACACCUGUGGUAGAGCAUGCCAAGCUAAAACUCAGUACGUCACUUCCAGAGAGACGAGAGCAAAAGGAAGUGGCUGGGGAUGAUGAGGUACCCAAUCCAUUUCCAGGCUUGAAGACCAUGGGAGUAGGCUCAGCUGUGGAGAACUUGUACAUUGCACAGAAAAGCAAGGACAAGUUAAGUCUGACAAACGGGGACCAGAGUGAAGUGCCUCAGUUUCCCAUCAGAGUAUAUUGUGAAGAUGGUACUACAAAGUUAUGUGGGGUUCAUCCCAGUCUUACAGUUCAAGAUAUGUGCGCAUUAAUGGUCUAUAAAAUGCACACAAGUGAUGAUAAAAGCUGGUCUUUGAUAGAGGAGCUCACUGAUAUGGAUUUAGAGAGAACAUUAGAGGAUCAUGAGUUGCCCUCGACAGUAUUCAAGAGCUGGCCACAAAAUUCAAACAACAAACUCCACUUCCGAAAAGACUUCAGAAAAUAUGAAAUCUUCCAAAAUCCAGGGCAAUUCUUCCCUGAGGAAAUGCUUGUAGAUGAAGAUGACAGUGACAGUCCAACACUCAGUUGCAAACGGCCUAAGACACCAUGGUUAUUGGACUUACUGUCAACAGCUGAUAAGAUUCCUGAGAUCCAGGGUUACUUACAUAUCAGGGAAGGCCAUAAGAAAUCCUGGAAGAAGAUGUUCUGUCUGUUGAGAGAAAAUGGCCUUUAUUACUCUGGGAAAGGCAACUCAAAAGAUUCAAGACAUCUUCAUUUCUUUGUGCAAUUCAGUGAUGUCAACAUCUACCAAGCUACUAAUGCAAAGAAAAAGUACCAUGCACCGACUGAUUACAUGUUCUGUAUAAAGCCCAAUAAAGGAAAAUCAGAAACGAAAGAUCUCAAAUGUUUCUGUGCUGAGAGUGAGCGGUCUAGGCAGUGCUGGCUGGCUACCAUGCGAUUUGUCAAAUAUGGGUCAUUACUACGGGAAAACUACAACAGUGCCUUGCACAGGACAGCAAAGACUAAAGCAGCUAACUCAAACAGUGCUAUGAAGGACAUGAAGAUCUGCACAGAGCGAGCAGCAAUGGAUUUCUCAGGUGAUCAAGGUCGUGUCAUUGACAAUCCAUCAGAAGCCAUUGCGAUAGCCAGACAAGAAGGAUUCAAUUGGAGGAGACGAGGUGGGCAGCGUUCCUUUGAGGGGCCUUCUCUGACAAGUCCUCGACAGGCAAUUGCCAGUAGUCCUCGUUUUGUCUUCAACCCACUACAUAAAGACCUACACAAUACAACUUGUUAUGGUACUCAGCCAAGUAGUCCCAGGCAUAACGGAGGAAGUCCAAGAGGGAGUGCACAUCAUGGAAAUUGCAGCCCUGCAGGUCAGAGACUAGGAGGAUUUAAAUCAGCAGGUAUCCAUAUGACUCAGCCAUGGUUCCAUAGCGGGCUAACACGUGAGCAAACUCAUGAACUCUUUGCCAAGAAAGGUAUGGUGGAUGGCAUGUUCCUGGUGCGGGAGUCUCAAAGGAUAGCUGGUGCAUACGUUUUGUCAUUUAGCUUCAACCAGAAAGUCAAACACUACCAGAUCAAUGUUGUUGAGAGUUGUGGACAGGUUUUCUUUACCUUAGACGAAGGCAGCACCAAGUUCACUGAUCUGAUUCAGCUGGUUGAAUUCUACAUGGUCAAUGCAGUUGGACUGCCAACACCCUUACUUCAUGCAUGCUCCUCGGUUUGAUCUGUGCUUUUAUCCAAUCAAGCAUGGAGCAUCAAUAGUACAUCAACUGCAGAAAU